This is a messenger RNA of Metarhizium album ARSEF 1941, 645 nucleotides long. RefSeq names its product DNA replication complex GINS protein psf-3. The record is from RefSeq and is a predicted model, not a curated record. Lineage: Eukaryota; Fungi; Ascomycota; Sordariomycetes; Hypocreales; Clavicipitaceae. Bases 1 to 645 code for a protein of 214 amino acids. Gene Ontology annotation, cellular component: GINS complex. The transcript has 2 exons. Gene Ontology annotation, biological process: mitotic DNA replication initiation.
AUGCCGUACUACGACGUGGAUGCUAUCCUCACAGACGCAGAGGUACCCCGCGAUCCUCGACGACGAUUCAUCAACGCCCAACACGUCCAGCUAACGCCUCCACAGAAGGUCCCUUGCCAGUUCGAGCUCGAUGUCCCCUACCUAGGCCACCUCGACAACUCGUCGGGCCUCAAACCCGGCACGCCGCUCGCCCUGCCCCUCUGGCUCGCGGAAAUGCUCGCGCUCGCCUCCGCCGGCGAAGACUCAAAGGCCCCUGUGACGCUGAACCUGCCGCCCUGCCUAUCCGACCAGGUCAUCAACGCAUUGAAGGCCGACCCGCGGGCCGUGCCGCUUCGCGACCAGAGCCCGCAUUUUUACGGAAUCGGCGUCAGGAUGUUGGACCUGUUCGACGAGCGGGAGCUGGGGGCCGUGCUGAGGCGGACGUUUGUCGUGAGGGCCAACGACGUGGGACUGCACGCGAGGAAGGCAGACGACGGCGUGGGCGGCCAAGGGGAGGACUUCCUGAGGGGCCUGGAGGAGUGGGAGAGGAGUCUGUUCAGGAGGGGACACGAGGGUGUAAAGGGGGCCAAGGAGUGGACUGAAAAGCUGCGUGUUGCGAGGGUCGAGCGAAGCGCCGGUUGGGCGACAAUACCCAGUGGCGUCUGA